AUUAGUAGCUGCUGGAAAUCCCCACUCGGACUCCCGGAGCCCCGCUGGGCAGGUGUAACGGGCUGGGGGCAGAGUGGGUGCCAGGGAUGGAGGCACCCCUGUUGAAGAUGAUGGGGGCCACGGGGGAGGUGGGCUCCAAGGUGAGCGCCGAGCUGGAGGUGAAGAAACUGCAGGAGCUGGUGCGGAAGCUGGAGUGGCAGAACGAACAACUGAAGAGCCGGGCGAACGCCGCCGCCGCCGCCGCCCCGCUGCAGGUCUACCUGGGCUCCAGCGCCCGGCACCAACCGCCCGCCCCGACUCUCCUCCACCCGCCUUACAGUUCCCCUCCUCAGGGCUCGGCUCACUCCCAGCUCGGUGGCACCCACUGCCCGGCCACCAGCCCCGAGCCCCGGGCACUCAGGCUGCUACUGGAUGAGGUCGAUAUCCUGGACCUGGAGAACGGACGCUGCGGCGGGGACGAGGACAGCUGGUUGUAUGUUUCACCAAGAAGGCAGCUGACCAUGGAACAGAAAGCCAUGAGCCCGCUUGAGUGGUGUAGACAGGUGCUUGAUCACCCCGGCCAUGAGAUUGAGGCAGCAAAGCGAUCGUUGUGCUUCAGACUUGACCAAGGUUAUGCAAAUAGAAAUCUGCCACUCAGCCCACAGUCGUCAAUCGACAGUGAAUUGAGCACUUCUGAGCUGGAUGAUGAGUCUAUCUCCAUGGGUUACAAACUACAGGACUUGACAGAUGUCCAAAUAAUGGCAAGGCUACAAGAGGAAAGUCUCCGACAAGAUUAUGCUUCCACUUCAACAACUAUCUCUCAGCGCAGCUCCAGUACAUCGCUGUAUUCAGUAAAGCGGGGCACAGGGAGUGACCAGGAAUAUGACUGCUGCAGCCUUGAAGACGAAGAAGAAUUUGACCAGCUUCCGCCACAGCCUCGACUCACCAGGUGCUCUCCACCAUUACGAAGUAUGCCACAUUCACAGACUUUUUCCAGCAUUAGAGACUGCAGAAGAGGCCCAGCACCUUCCUCCUACUUGAAUUCCAGUGCUUGUCCAUCCUAUUAUUCACAAGGUCACACAGCUGAGCAACAACAGUACCGAACAAGUGCAGAGAAACUCAGACGGAGCAUGCCAAACCUUGCACGUUCAUUCAGUACCACCAGUUCACCUGAAUCGUUUAAGAAUAGCAGAAGUUUUGAUUCGAACUUACAGAAUGGAACUUCACGACUGCAAUCACCAGCAUGCUCUUCUCUCAAUAAACUUCAACACAGAGUCAACAGUGUCAGCCAUUUCCCACUGUCAGUAAGACAGCCGCCAAAAGCAACAGCAUAUGUGAGUCCAACUGUCAGCAACACCAAUGGGAUCCACACAUCGGUCAGUUUGCAUUCCAUCUCGAGCUCUGGCAUCCCUUUACCGAGCAGGCCUGGAACCACAGGGAUCCCAGGUCGGAGUGGCCUUCCCAGACCAACAUCCACUAUUGGAGGUAGUGGAAUUCCGAGGAGCAAGUUAGCUCAACCAGUCCGGAGUUUUCUUCAGCCUCCAAAGCCCAUAACUGCACUCAGUUCUCUUAAGGACGGAAGCUGGAAGGACGGGUGUUAUUGACAUUUCCUGCUACAGAAACUGUUGAGGCAGAGAAUCGGGAGCUGCCAAACAAUGAUACCCAGCUGGCUGGGUUUAGAUACAUCACAGGAUAUUUGUAGCUACAGUUAAUUUCAGUGAAAGUGCAAAAGACAAGGCCACGCCCCCAGAAUUAUGUAUGUUUUGCUAAUAAAGAAGUGCGACAUGAACUAAUGAUUAUAACAUUAUGCUUUCAAAUAUCGGCCCCGUGCAUUGAAAUUAUCUCAAAGUUGCAGACGAAAAAUCGGUACAAAAUGUCUUUAAAUCAAUUUCACCUUCUUCAAUGCUCGGUUUAAUUUUGGGACAACAAUCAAUAUUAUGGUGAGCAGUCUGCCAUAGUUCUUUUUUAAGGAGGUUCAGUUUUAUCUAUGUUGAACAGUACUUAAACAAAACAGCCUGUUGAGUUGCCAUGACUUCAUUUUAAAUGUGUUGCAUGUUAUCACUUGUUAAGCAAAACUGUAAUACCUGAGUUGUAGCAAGCAAUGUUCAAGCCUCCAAUCAUACUUCAGAGGAGUAUUAGAAGUAAGAUCUUCAUAAAGUUGAAAUAAGUAAUGCAUGAGUUUUAGAAACUGUUGGUUUUAGUUCCAAAACUUUUAUAAAUGUGUAACCUUAUGAGCAGAAAUUGUCACUGAAUAUCGUCCGAUAACAUUGAUUAAGACACUGCAGAUGCUGGAAAUCUGAAACAAAACCAUAAGAUGCUGAAUAUACUCAACUGGUUCUGCAGCAUCGGUGGGGAGAGAGAGAGGAAGAGAGAGAUCUAAUGUUUUAAGUCAAUGACUUCUUUUCAGAAAUGCAUGAGAGGUCACUGACAAGAAAAAGUAAAGGCAGAUUGAUUUGAAACAUUGAUUCUAUUUUGGUUUUCUAAUAUCAAAUGUUAUUUGAUGCCUGACCAAAUUGCUUUGUCUAUUUUUCCUUAUGUUUGAUCCCACUACAUUUUUAUAAUGCAAGCUAGAGUACAACUGGUAGCAUAGUGACUACUAUCUUCCAUAGUAAUGAAGGAAUAGUCAUAAAGUGUUAAAUCUCUCCAAUGUUUUUGACAAUAUUGGUAAUUAUCCCUAAACAAUUAACAUAUCUUGUUAUGAUGCUACAACUACAUAUGAUUGUGGUACAACAUAAAUGUUUCUUAACAUUGAUUUUUUAAAAUUGAGAUUGAACUUUUCAGUGUUCCUAGCCAUAGUUAGAUGUGUGUGGAGUAUUUAUGAAAGCCAAUUUGCUUUUAUUAAUUAAUGUAUUACAGUUCUGUUAAAACAGUAUAACUUCCGAAAGCUACUUGAGAUGAAGUCACCGUUAACUCAGAAAUCUGGACUAAAAUUUUGUUGUAGAAGCAAUUAUUUUGUGCACUGUAGCUAUACUUUUAUUUCUGUAGCUCACAAGGUUAACAUAUCCGUGAUAGUCAAAUAUGAACCUUUUCUUUUGCCAUAGUUCACAUCACAAAGCCAGAAAAUGUCAGCACCAAUGGAGUGUAACAAACACUCAGGGCUAGGGAAAUUCACACCAUGCUAUCUAAUUCCUGACUCACUUAUUGGUUUUAUGAAUGUUAAUUUAUUCUUUGUAAAUUAUUUGUGUAUGUCCAAACACUUAUGAUGAAGCACAUUGCACUUAAACCCAGCAAUGACCAUGUAUGCGACAGCUUGACAGAUUUUUUUACAACAGUAAGUGAGCAUUUUGAAAUGUUUUAUUAAUAUUGAGAACAAGGUGCACUUUUUAAUGGACACUAAACAGCUUAAUUUUUAUAGAGGUUUUACAGGAUAACUUAAAACAUAUUCAUCUUGUAAUAAUACUGUACAGAGGUACGACAGAAAUGUCAAAUACAUAA
This is a messenger RNA of Hypanus sabinus (Atlantic stingray), 3414 nucleotides long. RefSeq names its product SLAIN motif family, member 1a (gene slain1a). Gene Ontology annotation, biological process: cytoplasmic microtubule organization; positive regulation of microtubule polymerization; microtubule nucleation. The transcript has 7 exons. Gene Ontology annotation, cellular component: microtubule plus-end. Lineage: Eukaryota; Metazoa; Chordata; Chondrichthyes; Myliobatiformes; Dasyatidae. Bases 87 to 1583 code for a protein of 498 amino acids. The record is from RefSeq and is a predicted model, not a curated record.